CAACAUGUAUGACCCCCAAACACGCUAACAACAUGUAUGACCCCCCAGCUGCCCAAGGAGCUGGUGCUGAAGCUCUACAAGACCAUGACCCUGCUCAACACCAUGGACCGCAUCCUGUACGAGUCCCAGCGCCAGGGCCGCAUCUCCUUUUACAUGACCAACUACGGGGAGGAAGGCACCCACGUGGGCAGCGCGGCCGCGCUCGACGACACCGACCUGGUCUUUGGGCAGUACCGAGAGGCAGGCGUCCUCCUGUACCGGGGGUAUCCCUUGGACCUGUUCAUGGCUCAGUGCUAUGGGAAUAGCCGGGAUCCCGGGAAGGGCCGGCAGAUGCCGGUGCAUUACGGCUGCCGCGAGCGGCAUUUUGUCACCAUCUCGUCGCCUUUGGCCACCCAGAUCCCUCAAGCCGUGGGGGCCGCCUACGCCAUCAAGCGAGCCGACGCCAACCGCGCCGUCGUCUGCUACUUCGGCGAGGGGGCGGCCAGCGAAGGCGACGCUCACGCCGGCUUCAACUUCGCCGCCACCCUGGAGUGCCCCAUCGUCUUCUUCUGCAGGAACAACGGCUACGCCAUCUCCACCCCCACGGCCGAGCAGUACCGCGGCGACGGCAUCGGUACCGAGUAACUCA
Molecule: messenger RNA, 628 nt
Organism: Pezoporus occidentalis (night parrot)
Lineage: Eukaryota; Metazoa; Chordata; Aves; Psittaciformes; Psittacidae
Gene: BCKDHA
Product: branched chain keto acid dehydrogenase E1 subunit alpha
Exons: 4
Coding region: 37-624 (195 amino acids)
Biological process (GO): branched-chain amino acid catabolic process
Molecular function (GO): oxidoreductase activity, acting on the aldehyde or oxo group of donors, disulfide as acceptor
Source: RefSeq, a predicted model, not a curated record